GCCACGAAUACACUGGAAAUAUUACACCGCGGCAUCCUGCUCCUGUAUAUACUGUACCACCCGGGGGAGAGGAUCCAGAGAUCAGGAAGUCCACGAUGAGAGCUCUGGUUCUGCUGCAGCUACUGCCCCUGCUGGUCAGUCCUGGUAUAGCAGCGCCUCGGACAGAUAGCAGAUCAGAGCAGCCAGACAGUGAGCGUAUCCAAAACCUGUUCAUCCCAGGACCUGACCAUCUCAGCAUCUUACAAGCAUAUUUGAAGGAAAAGGAUCCUCUAGAAGAAAAUGCUUCAAACAUGAAAAGAGAGACAACCAUCUUACAUCUGUUUGCGCUCCAUGAUUUUGACAAGAGUGGAUUUCUGGAUGGUCUGGAACUUAUGCGGCUGCUACAUGGAGUUCAAACAAUAAGAUUACAGGAGGAACCCGCUCACGAUUCAGUGAUCUCUUUGGUCGAUGAAGUCUUGGAGAAACAAGACCUGAACAAAGAUGGGCUUCUCAGUGCCCAGGAAAUUGUGACCCCUCCAGUCUACACAGAGGACGCCCCACCCGUUCACGUGGCUAUUCCGGCCCCUCAGACAGGAGACCUACAGGGGUCCUCAGACAAUGAUACUAACACCAAUGAAGAGAAAAUAGAAACUGAUAACCCACCAGCAGAGGAUGAUAAUGCUCAUAUACAAAUAAAUGACUCCGCUCCUCCACCGGAAGAUGCAAUACAGAGCCAGGAAGAUGGGGGCAAUGAGAAAAUCAAUGUAAUAGAAGUUGUGCUGGAUGAAGAGGAAGAGGAAGAAGAGAAACAUGAGGCUGGGAAUGAGAUGUAAGAGUCCUCAUCCUCACAUAGAUAUAUGGCCUACUAGCAACGCAUGGAGCCUGCAGGAGCUAGUACUAGGUGGUGAUCAUGGAUGAUGAGGGUGGUGGUGGAGUUUGCACUUGGUUCCCUAGCUGCAGCACAUUGUGCUUAUUAAUAACUUGCCAUAUUAACUAAUUAGAUAUGUUCCCAUGAUGGAGAUGAAAGUUAUCAGACUGUUGUCCUACUAUCAUAUUUGAUAGCUGAGGAGAAAAGGACUCUUCCUCUUCCUCCUUCCAUCUACAGAACAGAGAAACGGGCACAUGCUCUCCUCACCCUGGUUCCAUCCUACCAGGAAUGUUUCAUGACUUUGGAAGGUAGCAGAUGACAACACAUUAGUGCGUCUUCUCCAGUUUGCUGACUUCUUGUGUGACCUGUCUGAUUAUAUCUAAAUCAUCUGACCAAGCUACAGGCAGCUCCACACACACACACGGAACCACUAUGGUAGAACUAUGUGAUAUUACAAUGUGAUAUUACUAUGAGUAGCCAGUUUAUUGUGUACUAUGUACAGAAAUUGUACAUUAAAGAGAAACAAAUAAGAGAAA
Messenger RNA from Pseudophryne corroboree (corroboree frog), 1383 nucleotides. RefSeq names its product cell growth regulator with EF-hand domain 1 (gene CGREF1). The transcript is spliced from 6 exons. Bases 96 to 812 code for a protein of 238 amino acids. The record is from RefSeq and is a predicted model, not a curated record. Gene Ontology annotation, molecular function: calcium ion binding. Lineage: Eukaryota; Metazoa; Chordata; Amphibia; Anura; Myobatrachidae.